UGCGAAUAUAUAUGAUAUCGGAAUGAGAAGAUCGGGAUAGACAGAAAACCCACCCGUUUGUGGUAUUUUUUCAAUCCCGCGUUCCAUCAUCACUAAGCAAGUCACGUCUCAGACUCAGGAUUUAAAAAAAAAAAAAAAAGGAAAGAUUCGCUGGUGAAAGUUGUUGUUAGUUUCCUUUUCCAGCUUGUUAUUAUAACUAUGGCGCAAGACUUUAAUAUCUUUACGGAUACAUAUGACCCCAUGGCGGACCAGUACAAUGAUGCCGCGCUCGUCAGUAACCGUGUCCUGCUCAUCGUCAAUAUAACCCAGCUUCCAGUGGAGUUACAAGACGGUGUUUUAAAUAUCAUCAAAUAUGCACCGUACAAGAACUUGGUCGAUGAGAGUGCCAUGCAAGAACAAGACUAUAGCGAUUAUAAAUGGCAUAUCAAUUUUGCUUGUGACCCCAAUAUACAACCUGGUCAAGUGUUCGUCGAGAGCAAUUAUUCCAAUUAUAAAACAAUGCCCGUCAAUGAACGGUUCGAAAUAUACGUUCGUUACAGUCGUAAAAUUGAAGGUAAUUGCCACAAAAAACCAAUUGAGGGAUAUUUGAAACGUAACCGACCGAAUCCAUGGCUAGCCUUUCGUGCUUUGGGACGAUUGUUGGGUGCAGCAAGAGAUCUUUUGAUCUUGUCGGGAGAGCAUGGUCCUUUGGUGACAUUUUCCGAAGAAGCUCAAUUUGACACGCAAGGGUAAAAUUGAAAAAAUCACCUUUUUAUUUGGUAUCAAUCUGCUAAUAGCGUUCCAAAAAAAAAUGGCAAUGGCAGCGUUAUGAUUGAUUGCAGUCGGAAUGGCGUCUUGAGGACGGAGAGUGUCUACUUUCUCUUGUGCAACAUGGCCUUGAUGGGUCUGAAUAUGCUGCAAUUGUAUACCGAAGACACUUAUGAGGUUAGUGCCCUUUUUUUUCCCCGCUAA
Molecule: messenger RNA, 951 nt
Organism: Radiomyces spectabilis
Lineage: Eukaryota; Fungi; Mucoromycota; Mucoromycetes; Mucorales; Radiomycetaceae
Exons: 3
Coding region: 199-732 (177 amino acids)
Source: RefSeq, a predicted model, not a curated record